AUGUCCAACUACGCCCUCUCCCUUGAGUUACCCUGGGUGGAAAAGUACCGUCCCCACAAGCUCGACGAUAUAGUGGGAAAUGAAGAAACCAUCGAAAGACUCAAGUUGAUAGUGCAGGAUGGUAAUGUCCCCCAUAUGAUCAUAUCAGGGUUACCAGGUAUUGGUAAGACUACCUCCAUACAUUGUUUAGCAUACGAAUUGCUUGGGCCUGAACUUUACCAGCAAGCCACCUUGGAGUUGAAUGCAUCGGAUGAAAGAGGUAUUGAUGUGGUAAGGAAUAAAGUCAAGCAAUUUGCCCAGACAAAGAUCUCGUUACCACCAGGCAGACACAAGAUUAUCAUCUUGGACGAAGCGGACUCCAUGACUCCUGGUGCCCAACAGGCAUUGAGAAGAACUAUGGAAAUCUAUUCCAAUACCACCAGAUUUGCAUUUGCUUGCAACCAGUCGCUGAAAAUCAUCGAGCCAUUACAGUCUAGAUGUGCGAUCUUGAGGUACAACAAGUUGGCCGACGACCAGGUUUUGGCUAGGCUCUUGGAGAUCACAGAGGCUGAAAAGGUACAGUACAACAGUGAAGGGUUGCAAGCAUUGGUGUUCACCGCUGAAGGUGACAUGAGACAAGCAAUCAACAAUUUACAAAGUACCGUGUCAGGUUUCGGGUUUGUCAACGAUGUCAACGUCUUUAAAAUCGUCGACCAGCCACAUCCUUUGGUGAUCAAGAAGAUCUUAUUGAGCUGUACAAAUGCCAAAAACAUAGAUGAAGCCAUCGAUUUGUUGGACACCUUGUGGAACAAGGGAUACUCUGCCAUCGAUAUUGUCACACUGACUUUCAAGGUUGCAAAGACAUUGCCAGGUAUAAACGAAAGCAAGCGGUUGGAUAUGAUCAAGGAAAUUGGAUUCGUUCACAUGAGAGUUCUUGAAGGUGUCUCAACCUACUUACAAUUAUGUGGUUUGUUUGCCAAAAUAUGCGAUUUAGCCUAG
Molecule: messenger RNA, 978 nt
Organism: Suhomyces tanzawaensis NRRL Y-17324
Lineage: Eukaryota; Fungi; Ascomycota; Pichiomycetes; Serinales; Debaryomycetaceae
Gene: RFC4
Product: replication factor C subunit 4
Exons: 1
Coding region: 1-978 (325 amino acids)
Biological process (GO): DNA-templated DNA replication; DNA repair
Cellular component (GO): Ctf18 RFC-like complex; DNA replication factor C complex; Elg1 RFC-like complex
Molecular function (GO): ATP hydrolysis activity; DNA clamp loader activity; DNA binding
Source: RefSeq, a predicted model, not a curated record